ACGAAUUUUGAAUUUGGAACGGCUGAACGGUUCGGCGGCCAUUUUUGUCCGAUUUUCAGUGAGUGUCGCGAUGGCCAGUGACCACGUUGCUCAGUUAUUGUUCGGACUUUAAAAAUGUGAAAAGUGCUUAAUUAGAGAAUUUCAAAGCAGGUAAACAAUCAACAAAAUGCAGCCGUUCCAGUCAAACGCCCGACCGGAGGGCCCGAGGGAGUCGUCGCCUGAACGAGCCAAAUCACCGGACACUCAGACAGCUCCUCCUGUACUUAACUUCUCAAUAGCAAGGCUGAUGGAGCCGGACAGAAAGAAAUCCGUUUCGCCGGAACCAACGCCCCCUUCGAAUUUCCUCUCGUAUGGCGCACAUUUACUGGACUCCGCUUUCAAACAAUACAUACCAGCUGCGAGAAGACAGCUCGUUUCGCACUAUCCGCUCUUGUACUACAGUCCGGACCUGCUAUCCUUGACCUACGCGCCACAGAUGCAUCUCUCGCGACCUCCGCCCGCCCCGUCUCCAGUACAGAGACAGCCCAGUCCACGACCCCCGGCUGCCGACCAAGCCGUCUCCUCGACUACGGGCCCCACGCCGUCGCCGGCAAAGAACAAGAGCUUCGCGUGUGGCGAUUGCGGUAAAGUAUUCAAUGCGCAUUACAAUCUGACGAGACACAUGCCCGUGCACACCGGGGCCAGGCCGUUUGUGUGCAAAAUAUGCGGAAAAGGCUUCCGUCAAGCUUCGACGCUGUGCCGGCAUAAGAUAAUACACACUUCGGAGAAACCUCACAAAUGCCUGACGUGCGGAAAAGCCUUUAAUCGCUCAUCGACGUUGAAUACUCACGCGAGAAUACACGCCGGAUAUAAGCCAUUCGUCUGCGAAUUCUGCGGCAAGGGAUUCCACCAGAAGGGCAACUAUAAGAACCACCGUUUGACUCACAGCGGCGAGAAGGCGUACAAAUGCAGCAUUUGCAACAAAGCUUUCCACCAAAUAUACAAUCUGACGUUUCAUAUGCACACGCACAACGAACGGAAGCCGUUCACUUGCAGCAUCUGCGCUAAGGGCUUCUGCAGGAACUUCGAUCUGAAGAAGCACACAAGGAAGCUGCAUAUGGGCGGUUCGAAUAAUGGAGACUCUUCACUGGACGCGCAGGACGACUCGACACAGGAGACCACUGCUAGUCCCGGCGAAGAACCGAGCAGGAUCGCCUUCAGACCGUUCUUAGGGUCUUCGUAUUCACGGAUCUUGGACCCUGCUCGUAUAACGGCGCCCAAUGCGUUUUUCUCGAAGCUCUUGUGACCGCCGGCUUCGUAUUUUGGGAGCUUCAAUGAAAAUAACCAUUGAAUUGAUCGUGGAUUUGAUUUAGUUUCGGAAACUGCUGUAAUUAUCGCUGUGAAUAUUUGUAAUGCUUAUAUUUAAAAAAAAAAUUAAUUCUAUUUUAUAAUUUUAUUCAAAUUAGACAUAUCUACCAAUCAAAUUAAACGUAUUUGAUAUCUUCAUAUUUGUAAAUAUAAAAAAGUCAUCAUUCAAUAUGUAAAAAUAUUAUGUAGAUUUUCGUUUUUAUUGUAAUUAUAGUUUAAUAGCAUCUACUACUUGCAGAUAGCGAAGAAAUUUAUUAUAGUGAGUCAAGAUAGUCAAGUAAUUAUUUUCUAUAGGAAAAUCUACUGUCUCAUUUAUGUACAUAUGUUGACAUUGAUAAAAUGCUUCCC
Bombyx mori (domestic silkworm) is the source of this 1695-nucleotide messenger RNA. RefSeq names its product fez family zinc finger protein erm. Bases 167 to 1285 code for a protein of 372 amino acids. NCBI's taxonomy places the organism in Eukaryota, Metazoa, Arthropoda, Insecta, Lepidoptera, Bombycidae. Gene Ontology annotation, biological process: regulation of transcription by RNA polymerase II. Gene Ontology annotation, molecular function: RNA polymerase II cis-regulatory region sequence-specific DNA binding; DNA-binding transcription factor activity, RNA polymerase II-specific. The transcript is spliced from 2 exons. The record is from RefSeq and is a predicted model, not a curated record.